This is a messenger RNA of Darwinula stevensoni, 3849 nucleotides long. Lineage: Eukaryota; Metazoa; Arthropoda; Ostracoda; Podocopida; Darwinulidae. The record is from the annotation of a GenBank genome assembly.
AUGGGAAAGUCCCUCCAGCAGACUGAAAACGACCUCGUGACCUCAUUUGGUGGGACACCGUGGUGGUACAAGCGGUCGAAGGGGGAGCGGUAUCUGGUGCUGGUGACGUCGGUUGCCCUUUGCCUAGUCAUUGUCCUCGUGAUCGCCCUCGCCGGCGUCAUCUAUAGCUCACAGCAUGCCCUCACUUACGAUCAAGUGACUCUAGUGACUCGAGUGACUCUAGUGAGGAUGGGGAAGGGACAGGUGUGUCAUUUCAUCGUCAUCUUUGCUCUUGUGGACCAUCCCCUCCUUGUCUCUCUUCCCAUCUCUCUCCAAAUCCCGAAAACCGCCAGAAAACUCUUUUCGGACAUGGAGUCUUCGGAUUCCUUACCCGCGUCCAACGAAGUCGGUCAGCCGCCCGUCACUAACGGGUCCAGGAAGAAAUACAACGUCUGCCAUAGCAAAGGAUGCGUCCUCGCCGGUACGUCGCCUGACCUCUUUCUCCUCCAUCGCAAUGGAACCGCGGCGGAGAUACUGAACAACAUGGAUCCUCGGGAGGAGCCAUGCAACGAUUUCUAUCGGUUUGCAUGCGGGGGAUUCGUCGACAAAACCAUCAUACCCGAUGACAAGACUUCCGUGAACCAGUUUUCAAAGAUCGCCGACCAACUGAAAGAGAACCUCAGACUCUUGGUGGAAGAGCCCAUCCGUGAAACGGAACCUCCGCCAUUCGUCAUGCUCAAGAACGUCUAUGCCUCGUGCAUGAACAAGACCCAAGUGAACGCGUUGGGACUGCAUGCCCUGAAGGAGGUCCUCAAUGAUCUCGGCGGGUGGCCCGUUGUGCGGGGAGCGGAUUGGAAUGAGACCAGUUUCUCCUGGAACGGGCUUAUCUACAAGUAUCGGAAUAUGGGAUUCUCCAUUGAUUACUUCAUCGACUUCUCCGUUGUCACUGACAUCAAGAACUCUUCCUGGCGCAUUCUCGAUGUAUGCGUGGACGACGAUGACGUGCAAGCCUACUACCAUUACAUGGUGAAAAUCGCCGUCCUUCUCGGUGCCGAGCCGGAAAGAGCACGAAAAGAACUCCGAGAAGCCCUCGAGUUCGAAAUCCUUCUCUCCAAUUACUCGCUGCCGGACGAGGAGCGGCGGAACGCGACGAAGUUGUACAACAAGAUGACGAUCGGAGAGUUAGAGAAGAAAUGGCCGAGUAUUCCAUGGUUGGAGUAUGUGAACGAGAUGUUGACCCCUUUCCAUCACGUGACCGUCGAGGAACCUGUCAUCAUCGACGUCCCCGAAUACAUCAAGAAGCUAGCUGGGGCUCUGCAGGUCACACCGAAGAGGGUGAUGGCGAACUACGCCAUAUGGAGGAUCGUGGCGGCUUCGGCAGCCUUCCUGACAGAAGAUGCUCGGGAAAUCCAGCUGGAAUUCUCGUCGAAACUCACCGGACAGUCAGAAAGGCAACCCCGCUGGAAGGAAUGCAUGGGCAUCGUCCUCUCCAGUUUUGCGAAUGCGCUGGGGGCGAUGUACGUGAGGAGGUUCUUUCGGGAAGAUGCGAAGAAUUCCGCCCUCGAAAUGGUGAAAGACAUUCGCGCGGAAUUCGAUGCCAUCUUGGACGAGGUCGAUUGGAUGGACGAAAAGACAAGGGCCCUCGCAAAGCAGAAAAGUGCAAAGAUCCAGUCGCACAUUGCUUACCCGGAGGAGUUGCUCAAUGACGGGAAACUCGCAGAGCUAUACGAGGGGUUGAACACGACGUCGGACUACUACUACCGGAACAUGCUGAAUAUGACGUUGUUUGGCACGAAUUACUCAUUCCGUCGACUCCGUGAAUUAGUGGAUAAAAAUGAUUGGGUCGCUCACGGCAGGGCAGCCGUCGUCAACGCCUUCUAUUCACCCCUGGAGAACAGCAUUCAAUUCCCAGCGGGGAUCCUUCAAGGCGCCUUUUUCGGAGCUGACAGACCGCGGUACCUGAAUUACGGGGGGAUCGGCUUCGUGAUCGGACAUGAAAUCACUCACGGAUUCGAUGACCAGGUGAACGGUGAGCUGACGGUGGGGGAGAACAUAGCGGACAACGGAGGCCUGAAGCAGGCCUAUCGGGGAUAUCUUCGCUGGGUAGAAAGGGAAAGACACCGGCAGGGGGAGGAGGAAGUGGAGCCCUGUUUACCGGGUCUCCUCGACUUCUCUCCUCGGCAAAUGUUUUGGAUCUCGGCAGCAAACGUAUGGUGCUCUAAGUACCGUCCGGAACAACAGCGACUACAGGUCUAUUCCGACCCCCACGCCCCGGCUAUGUUUCGCAUCAAGGGCCCCUUUUCCAAUCUCCCAGACUUCGCCCGGGACUUCAAAUGCCGAAAGGGCACGAACCUAAAUCCCUCGUUCAAGUGUGAGGUCUGGUGACCUGAUUCGACCAGAUCAGACACGAUCAGACCCGACACGACACGACCCGACCCGACCCUACCCGACCCGACCCGGUAUCACCUUGCGUGGCGUGAUGUCACCGUGCGAUUCUAUGCCAAAGAUGUAUCUGUGGUUACCGAUUCUUGGUGGUGUGUGAUGAAGGAAAACUGGGUGUUUCCCCUUUCUGGCAGUCUACUUGCUUUCAUUUCUUUCUCUCACUAAAGGAACUCUUGCGUGCUUGAGAUCUUUCUUUGCAUCGAAUGACAGCAAACCCAAGUCCAGUUGCUUGGGAAUACCUAAUUCCUCCUUCUCUUCCGAGCAAGAAACUGGAAAUUUUGCCUGUGGGCGUUCAUCAUGGGACGCGAGUCCUUCUCUAAAAGGAAUUUGAAUAACCAUUUCGUUUCUCACGCUGACUGAAUGCUUUAAGCAUGACGGAAGACAUGCACUCCUGUUGCAUGAAGCUCUCCGGCCAAGCUUCUCACGAACACAACACAACAGGGAAGUCAUAAAAGAAAACUGGUGAUGAUAAUGGAGACUGGGGAUGCGGCGAUGGUUUGCAGCUGAACGGCAUCAACACCCAAGGCGAGAACAUUGCCGACAAUGGAGGGAUCAAGGAGGCGUAUCGCGCUUACUUGGAGUGGAGCGAGAAAUACGGCGAAGAACAACGGCUCCCUGGCUUACAGCACCUGAACCCUCGGCAGCUGUUCUGGAUUUCGGCGGCGAACGUGUGGUGCACCAAAUAUCGAAACGAGGCUCUCAAGUACCGUAUCCUGACCGGGAAACACUCUCCGGCCGAAUUCCGCGUUCGUGGUCCGUUCCAAAACACACCCGAAUUUGCACAAGAUUUCAAAUGCGCUCUCGGCACACCCUACAAUCCCGAAACACGGUGCAAAGUUUGGUGAAGAAAAACGACUUAUCUUUCUUUUCCAUCCUUCCUUCAUAUCAGCAGUCGCUGGCUCGACCUGACGUGGUUUAUUCGGCAGGUUUUUCUCUCUAGGUGCGCUGUCCUAUGCUUUUAUAAAGAAAGAGCGACUGUGAUUUUUCCAUCUGCACGUAACUUCUUCAAGUUUUGACAGUAGAAAGUUUGCAAUUGGUGUCUUUCCUAGAACCGAAUGGAAAAUGAGACUAAAUUGUGGCGAAAGUAUUUCACACCGCGCUUCUCUUUCUCGGCAUGAUAACGUUUCAUCUUUCUAUCGUCGCGUCGGAUCUUUGUCCCAUGGCGCGUGCUUGUGCACAAACUAGGUCUUCCUAAGGAAGACGCGUAUUCUUCCUUCUCAAUACAUAGAGGCCCUUUUCUUCUGUCCCGUUUUCCUCGUCUAUUCGUCUUCUGCUUCUGUUGCAUAUCCGCUUUUUCACCGUUUGCUGCAUCACCUUGUAAAAUCAGUUCCGCAGGAUUAGGACGGGGAUUUUUCAAACUCUUGCCGUCGAUCGUCAACCCCCCAUCGUUCUCAUUCGUCCGCCAGGGGUGCCAUUUUUGCCAUCAUC